CAUUUUGUGUAAAACUUUAUAUUCGUACACGUGACUUUUCCAACUUAUAAAUAUUAGUCAUUAAGAAUGCCGUUUCAAUUAGGAAGAGGUGCAGUUCGAAGAACAACUGAAUAUUUAGACAAAGGAAAAAUCAUAUUACGCGACAACGUCAAACUGAUGACCUUUAAUUUUAAUUCAAGGAAAAAGGGAAUAGAAUAUCCUCACCACAGGGGACUGGAAGAAUUUGUUUUCUGGCAUUUGGCUCAAUUAAAAUAUAAAAAUCCUAAUUGUGAGUUCUAUACAUUUAAAUGGAUGACUCCUACACCCUUCAUAAGGGCAUAUAUAGAUAACGAAGACUGGAUGCUUGUGGACUGCGAUAGCCAAAAUAGAGAGAGUAUAUAUGAACACGUUUUAAGAGUUUUUGGGAAAUCAGAACAAAUGUUAGAAGAAGAAGCAUCCACUAAAGCCUCUAUAGUGUCCGAAGCUAACUUUGGCGAAAAUUGUAAACAACACUGCAUAUGCGAAGUACCAGGUCAAGUUCCUUGUUCAAGUUUCUAUGUAAUACCAAAGGAAAUGACUGGCAAAUACCAAGCAAAAGUAAAACGGGAAGAAAAAGAAAAAGCAGAAGCGGCAAAUUACUAA
Molecule: messenger RNA, 621 nt
Organism: Dimorphilus gyrociliatus
Lineage: Eukaryota; Metazoa; Annelida; Polychaeta; Dinophilidae
Source: the annotation of a GenBank genome assembly